Jatropha curcas is the source of this 240-nucleotide messenger RNA. The record is from RefSeq and is a predicted model, not a curated record. NCBI's taxonomy places the organism in Eukaryota, Viridiplantae, Streptophyta, Magnoliopsida, Malpighiales, Euphorbiaceae.
AUGCGCUUGACUAUACAUGUUGAUUGUUUGCGAUUUCUUUUGAGGCAAGGGUUAACUUUUCGUGGUCAUGAUGAAUCAGAAUGCUCGAGUAAUAAAGAUAACUUUCUAGAACUUCUUCAAUUUCUUACCGAUCAUAAUGAAGCUAUUGUCUAUUUGCUUAUCAAAUUAGUAUUGACUUUGCUAAUUGCAAUUGCAAGUGUGGAAAGAGCAUUUUCCUCAAUAAAGAUUGUGAAGAAUUGA